AUGAAGGUCGUGCCACAUCCAUCGGAUCAUCUGUGGUUUGUAUGCUUUGUAGGAGUUGAAGAUGCUGCUGCACUUGGAGUGACAAAGAGCCUUGCUUCUGCUCGUUGUGGCCCAACCUUCCGCCACGACCAAAAGCAACUUCCCUUGUGGGCAUUCCUUCAAACCUUUCGAGAAACUCCUCUAAUGAUUCCAGUGGAACACACAUUGAAUCUCAGUCUUCAACAUUAUUGGAUAAUGCAUUCGGAGAUAGAAUAUUUUUCUAUGCUUGUUGCUGGUGUAAGCAAGGCAGCUCUAAAUGCACUGCCAUGCCUCAACCCGAUGAACCCAACUCUAAUGGCUAAGACUAUCCUUCGCCAGGCCACUGCCAAUAAUAUGACCGCUCCCAGCACCUCAGCCAAAAUCUAG
Cylindrotheca closterium is the source of this 405-nucleotide messenger RNA. The record is from the annotation of a GenBank genome assembly. Lineage: Eukaryota; Bacillariophyta; Bacillariophyceae; Bacillariales; Bacillariaceae.